CCCCCACCGCGCGUAUACAUUCGCCAAGAUGAGACGCGGGUGAUGUUCAGAUCACGUCGAUCGUAUUUGGCGAAGACAAGGAAUGUGGUGACAACAUGACCGGAGUGGGAUUUCUCGCUUUUGCGGGGAGUGUUCGUCUACAACAUCCUUCCCGACCCGAUGUGGUAGCACGAACACCGGGUGACACGUAUAUCGGAGCAUAGCAACAUGUAUGAGCGAGGGAAUAUUGCGAGCCUGGGUAUCAUGUUCGGCCUCAAAGAAACAUCGGCAGCUACGCUCCGACCCAUGCUCCGAGAUGAGAGUGCUGGAUUGAAGAGUGAAAGAUAGCACCCUUUCACACGACCAAGAUAAUCUGAAAGCAAGACAACAUGAAAUUAUGCUGUGGCUGGUCAUCGGGAACGAAGCGCUACAAUCGUAUGCCAAUGGACAAUAGUCCGAGCGAAACCGUCCUCUGCAGUAUGACGCCUGUUCCACGGACCGUGAUUCCUGCAAGGCCUUUGGUCGCCUCGCUUCCUUCAACCAUCAGAGCUGUACCGCCGUCCCUGAGCGACAGUUCCGAUCCAUCGAUCUACGCUUCAGCAAGAAACUCCGUAGGAGACACAAGGGAAGAUGGCCAAAGCGAGCCCACAGACGGGCCAAAGCCUACCGCGGAACCAACAUGGCGACAGGCUCUAGCUGCCCAUAGAAGGCUGCAGGAAGAAAGUUGCAGCAAGACCAUGAGCAAAGAUGACGUUUUCUCUGUCGCGCAAAACGCCCAUGCUCUCUGCAACAUCAACGGCAGACAAGACCAAGCUAUUCGCGUCGAGCGCAUCACAGCGGCGUAUCUCCGCGACAGAGCUCUCAAUAAUGAGACACCAACACCAGAGUCCCGGUCAUUGCGCUUCGCCCAAACAGACGCGCUCAAGAGCUACCCAAACAUCGCAUCAGUCCUCGUCGCCACCGAUCGCGUCGGCGAUGCACACUCCGAGACCGAUAUUACUUCCGUGGGUACAGCACGACACGCAGGAGAAGUGCUUGGUGACAAAGAGCUUGCAGAUUCCUCACGCACCUGAAUGCAGGAUCGACUCACAAAUUUUCAUGCGAAUUUGUCGUGCUUGCCCUUGACCUUCACGUCCAACAACGCUUCAUGAUAAUCACCUUCUCUGCGCGCUUUCUUCAGCAUCUUCACCUCGUCAUCGUCAAGUCGACGGCCGACGGCGUCUUCGAGCUCCUUUCGGCUGAUCUUUGCUCGAAUCUUCUCGGCCUUCUCGGCUUUGUGCUUGGGUUUGAAGCGAGCUUGCAUGCGGAUGCGGAUAUGGGUCGUCUCAGACGUCUUCUCACUAUCUCCGCGAACCUCCGCGGGGGUCUUGUCACUGUCCACAGAAAGAUAGGUCGAACGGGUCGUCUGUAUUUCGAACUGCUCGGGAUAAUCAUCGGAAGGGACGACCAGGAACGUUUCCUCGGGAGAGACGGCUUCGCGAGAAGCCGAAAGGAUACCGUAUUUGUCACAACCUAAG
Messenger RNA from Dissoconium aciculare CBS 342.82, 1496 nucleotides. RefSeq lists its product as uncharacterized. The record is from RefSeq and is a predicted model, not a curated record. NCBI's taxonomy places the organism in Eukaryota, Fungi, Ascomycota, Dothideomycetes, Mycosphaerellales, Dissoconiaceae. Bases 369 to 1052 code for a protein of 227 amino acids. The transcript has 2 exons.